Molecule: messenger RNA, 1082 nt
Organism: Solanum stenotomum
Lineage: Eukaryota; Viridiplantae; Streptophyta; Magnoliopsida; Solanales; Solanaceae
Product: peroxidase 5-like
Exons: 2
Coding region: 1-1062 (353 amino acids)
Biological process (GO): hydrogen peroxide catabolic process; response to oxidative stress
Cellular component (GO): plant-type cell wall; plasmodesma
Molecular function (GO): heme binding; peroxidase activity
Source: RefSeq, a predicted model, not a curated record
AUGAAUUCAUUGGCGCUACUUUCUUGUUUGAUUCUUUGUUUUUCUGUAUUUACUGAUGCUUCUUACAAGUAUAGUUACGAUUAUACGUCUCCACCACCACCACCAAAAAAGUCUGGAUAUCCGUCAUUGCCACCAAAAAAAUCGACGUUUGGUAUUGGCUUCUAUUCAAAAUCAUGUCCACAAGCUGAAGGCAUUAUAAGAAAAGCUGUAUUCAAAGCUGUUCUUAUGAAUCCUGGCUUUGCUGCUGGCAUUAUUCGUAUGCAUUUCCAUGAUUGCUUUAUCAGGGGUUGUGAUGGUUCAGUGUUGCUGGAUUCAGUUCCUGGAAAGGAAACAGCUGAGAAAGACAGUCCCAUUAACAACCCGAGCCUUCGAGGUUUUGGGGUUAUUGAUGAAGCCAAGGCAUUGCUUGAAAAAGUAUGUCCACACACAGUUUCGUGUGCAGACAUACUUGCUUAUGCUGCUAGAGAUAGCGCAUUUUUUGUAGGUGGUAUAAAGUAUGAUGUACCAGGAGGACGUCGUGAUGGACGUGUUUCAUUGAGUUCUGAAGUCAUUCAAAACCUCCCUCCACCUUUUUUCGAUGCCAAGCAACUCGAAGACAACUUCAAAGCAAAAGGAUUGUCACUUGAUGAAAUGGUGACUUUAUCAGGAGCUCAUUCAAUUGGUGUCUCUCAUUGUUCUUCUUUCUCUAAUAGGCUUUAUGGUUUCAAUACUACACAUCCUCAAGAUCCUUCACUUGAUCCUAGAUAUGCUUCUUUUUUGAAAAACAAGUGUCCUAGACCAAUGAGUGAUACUCAAGAUGAUCCUAUUGUGAAUCUUGAUGUUUCAUCACCUAUUCAUCUUGACAACAAGUAUUAUCUCAAUUUGAGGAACCAUAAGGGACUAUUGACUUCUGAUCAGACGUUGUAUGAAAGUCCUUUAACUUCUAAGUUGGUGUUGAAUAACGUUAAGUUUCGAUCGACUUGGACACGUAAGUUUGCUAAUGCAAUGGUUCAUAUGGGUUCAAUUGAAAUCCUUACCGGUAACAAGGGUGAGAUCAGAAAGAACUGUCAUUUCAUCAACUGAGUUAAUAAAUUCCAACAGAU